Messenger RNA from Spirodela intermedia, 2169 nucleotides. The record is from the annotation of a GenBank genome assembly. Lineage: Eukaryota; Viridiplantae; Streptophyta; Magnoliopsida; Alismatales; Araceae.
AUGCAUCGCUCCCCCUUUCUCCUCUUCCUCCUCCCGGUCCUGAUCCUGCCGGCAGCCUCGGCCAGAGGGCUCCACGGCUGGGACCCGGAGAUCCGCAUGCCGGCCGAGGAGACGGCGAUGGGCCAGUCCGAGGAGGACGUUACGGGAACCAGGUGGGCGGUCCUCGUCGCCGGGUCCUCCGGCUACGGCAACUACCGGCACCAGGUACGGCGAUAGAUGCGACCAGUCAAUCUCCCAUACCCACCUUCUGUUCGAUUCUGUCUGUUUCAUUCUCUCAAGCUAAUUAUCCGGCCGUGGUGGUGAUGGUGGCGCCGCCGCCGUCGUGUGGCGGUGCAAUGGCGCGGCAGGCGGACGUUUGCCACGCGUACCAGAUCCUGAGGAGAGGUGGGCUGAAGGAAGAGAACAUCGUGGUGUUCAUGUACGACGACAUCGCCCACAACCCUCUAAACCCUAGGCCCGGGAUCAUCAUCAACCACCCUCAGGGGGAGGACGUCUACGCCGGCGUCCCCAAGGUAUGUCCCUCCCAGUUAUGCGCCAGGGAAAUUAAUCUUAGAGCCAGUGGGGAUUUUACGAGCUCCACGGUGGCAGGAUUACACGGGAGAACAUGUCAACACUAGGAACCUGUACGCGGUCCUGCUCGGCAACAUGAGCGCCGUGGAAGGGGGGAGCGGGAAAGUCAUCGAUAGCAAGCCCAAUGACCGCAUCUUCCUCUACUACUCCGACCAUGGCGGACCAGGGGUUCUCGGUGAGAAGCCCCGCCGUCCUCUUCUCCAAGGAAUCCCAUUCUAUUUCGUCGAUUGUUCAAUAAUUCAGGUUUCUUGCUUGGAUUUGCAGGGAUGCCCAACAUGCCUUUCCUCUACGCCGCCGAGUUGAUAGAGGUGUUGAAGCGGAAGCACGCCAUGGGCGGCUACGGGGAGAUGGUGGGCUCCUCGUCUUAUCCCGUCUUUCUUCGUUCUCGUCUGACGGGGAGGCGAUGGUUCAGGUGGUGUAUGUGGAGGCAUGCGAGAGCGGGAGCAUAUUCGAAGGGCUGAUGCCGGAGGACCUGAACAUCUACGUGACGACGGCCUCCAACGCUGAGGAGAGCAGCUGGGGGACCUACUGCCCCGGGAUGGACCCGCCGCCGCCGCCGGAGUUCAUCACCUGCCUCGGCGACCUCUAUAGCGUCUCGUGGAUGGAAGACAGGUUCCUCCAUAGCCCCUUCGUCGUCCUCCUCCUCCUCCUCCUCCUCCUCUCGCCACCUCCUCAUCAUCCCUUUGCUGCUCCUCGACAGCGAAGCUCACAACCUGAAGCUAGAGACCAUCCAGAAGCAGUAUGAAAGGGUAUUUUGGCCUGAACACUCCUGCUCGGCUCCUGAACACUCUCUGGUUUCCUUCCCCUUCGUCCGAUUCCUUUGACUACCGCGGCUGCAGGUGAAGACGAGGACGUCCAACUACAAUACCUACAGCCCCGGUUCCCAUGUCAUGGAAUACGGUAGCAAAGUUAUGAAGGCCGAGAAGCUCUAUCGCUUCCAGGGAUUUGACCCCGCCACUGCGAACCUUACCAACAACAUGCUCCGGGGCUACCGCCGCCUGGAGGCCGUCAACCAGAGGGACGCCGACCUCCUCUUCUUGUGGCACCGGGUGAGUACCCCCUGCAACUGCGCCGUCCGAUCAUCUCCCCGUUGCUGCUAAUGGUUUCUUCCCCACCGAUCACCAGUACAAGCAGCUCGGAGAGGGGUCGGAGCAGAAAGCGGAGGUCCUGAGAGAAAUCACAGCAAAGAUGACGCACAGGGUUCACCUCGACGGCACAGUCGAGCUCGUCGGGAAGCUCCUCUUCGGGUCAGAUAGAGGCCCCUCGAUCCUCACCGCGGUGAGAGCAUCUGGUCAGGCCCUAGUCGACGACUGGGCGUGCCUGAAAAAUAAGGUGGAGGACGAUCUCUCUCGCCAUGAGGAAUCUAAUCGAGAGCAGAAAACCCUAGAUAAAUAAAGUCUCAUCUUCUCUCAGGUUCUCGUGUUCGAGUCCCACUGCGGGCCGCUUACUCAGUACGGGAUGAAGUACAUGCGAGCGUUUGCGAACAUCUGCAACGAGGGAGUCUCGACUGCGGCCAUGGAGGAGGCUUGCAGGGGCGCCUGUGGGGACUAUUUCAAGGGAUCUCUGGUCUUACCAGGCGGGAGAUACAGCUCAUGGUGA